AUGUCCAAUAGUCUCCACCAACCAAACACAGAUAACAUUGAUAAUAGCAAAGUAUUAGAGCAAGAUAUCGCUGCAAAUGAAGAUAAUAUUACCUUUCAAGAAAGUGCUAACAUUCGAAACCUUGUCGGGUGUAUAAUCAUCGAUCCAAAAACAAAAUACUUUAUGUUAAUAUCUACCAAUAAACAAAAGAAGCCGUGGGUCAUUCCAAAAUCGAGGUGGUAUGAUGGAGACGAUAUCAAGGAUAUAGUUAAAACGACAACUUGGGAAGAAGCUGGUGUGCUGGGGACUGUACGGCGGCGUGUAGGAAAAUUUAUAGAAAGGAAGAAUACUACCGUACAAGCAUAUCACUUGAUGUACGAAAUCGAAUCUAACGAGGUGUUCGAUAUUUACCCACAAUCAAAAGGACGCGUUAGACGAUGGUUUAAUUAUCAAGAAGCAGUGAUGAUUGUGAAAGAUAAGCAUAUCAGGGAUGCGUUAAGAAUGUCUAGUGUGAGUCCACCUAUACUUGCAUUUCAAACGUCCAAAAAACUUGAAAUCCAGAAAGAAGAAGCCGUGAAGAAGAAGAGGGAUAACAAAAGAAAAAAAAUGCGAGAAAAGCUUGGUUAUAGCGUGAGUGAAGAAAUCUCAGUGCCUGGAAGCUCGGGGAUCAAGAUAAAUGAAGAUGCAUCAACAUCAAAGAGUGGAUUGAAAAACAGUACAGACAGUGAAGAGAACUAUAUUGGAACGAGUUCGAGAAACGAAUGUUCGCUUAAUGAUGUGCACACAGUGCCACUUGAUGGAUUACCUUCAACUUCAAAGACACAAAAUACGACUGGUAUUUCUGAAUCAGGAUUUUCAGCUGAGGCACAACCUAUUUCUGCCCAAAGUAGUAUCUCAAAGAAAAGCCAACAGUCAGAAAAAAGCAACACUUUUACAGAGGGUCAAUUGUCCCAAUCAACUGGAAAGACAAGUCAGGAAGAUACAACAAGUAUAAAUAGGAGAAGAUCAUGGGCCAAGUUCAUUCCAAUGUAUAACUCUAAGAAUAAAAAGCGUGCCCAACCUGAAGACCUUGCGACGAAGAUGGAAGACUUGAAUUUAGCAAAUCAAUAA
Phycomyces blakesleeanus NRRL 1555(-) is the source of this 1089-nucleotide messenger RNA. RefSeq lists its product as hypothetical. The coding region runs from base 1 to 1089 and encodes 362 amino acids. Gene Ontology annotation, cellular component: nucleus; cytoplasm. The transcript is spliced from 3 exons. The record is from RefSeq and is a predicted model, not a curated record. Lineage: Eukaryota; Fungi; Mucoromycota; Mucoromycetes; Mucorales; Phycomycetaceae.